AUGACAAUUGCUGCUGUCAUUAAUACAACAAUUGUUCAUCCAUAUCAAAAUAAUUUUUAUUUAAAUUCACAUAAUGCAUAUCAAUGUGUUAAUCAUCCAUCACUUUAUCAUGUGCUUUUGGAUGAAAUUGGUUUCACAGCUGAUGAGUUGCAAUUAUUAGCAUAUCAUUUAUGUUUUACAGAUCCUCGAUCAUUAGCUGCUGAAGCGAUUCCAUCAGUUGUACAUCAAGCUGAUAUAGUAGCAUUAAAAGCUCGAGAUGUGUUUUAUGAUGAUGAACGUUCAUCAGCAACAAGUAUCGAUGGACGUAGUCAACCCUUACGUAAUCCAACUCUUGAUGAUGUGGAUUAUAAGAUUCUUGAUGUUCAUGAGAAUCUUAAAAAUCGACCAAUAUUUGGUUAA
Rotaria sordida is the source of this 399-nucleotide messenger RNA. Lineage: Eukaryota; Metazoa; Rotifera; Eurotatoria; Philodinida; Philodinidae. The record is from the annotation of a GenBank genome assembly.